Oppia nitens is the source of this 1191-nucleotide messenger RNA. RefSeq names its product probable multidrug resistance-associated protein lethal(2)03659. The coding region runs from base 1 to 1191 and encodes 396 amino acids. Gene Ontology annotation, biological process: transmembrane transport. Lineage: Eukaryota; Metazoa; Arthropoda; Arachnida; Sarcoptiformes; Oppiidae. The transcript is spliced from 2 exons. Gene Ontology annotation, molecular function: ATPase-coupled transmembrane transporter activity; ATP hydrolysis activity; ATP binding. Gene Ontology annotation, cellular component: membrane. The record is from RefSeq and is a predicted model, not a curated record.
AUGGGUGCCCAACACAUAUUUGAACAGCAGUUCGAGUGCUACCAGAAUGACAAUACAGCAACAAAUUUUUUGAUGAGCUGUAUGUCCCGUGCCUUCGGUCUGCUAAUGGAUAGCAUAUGUCUACUCUAUAUCAGUGCUGUUGUGGUUUAUAUAAUGUUUCUGUCGGACAGUAGUAUGACUGGCGGUAACGCUGGACUACUAUUGACAGCCUCGCUGGCUAUGAUCGGUACUACACAACGUUGUGUCAAAUGUUCAGCCGAUGUCGAAACAUUGAUGACAGCCGUGGAACGGGUGCUCGACUACACCCGUAUCGAUCCGGAAGCCGAACUCGAGUCCACACCCGAUAGAAAACCAUCAGUUAAUUGGCCACAAAAAGGCCGAAUCGAGUUCAUUGAAAUGAGUCUACAGUAUCCAGAAUCGCCGGCACCGGUACUUAGAGAUAUAAAUUUUCUAGUAAACAGCGGCGAAAAAAUCGGUAUUAUCGGACGUACCGGUGCCGGCAAAUCGUCAAUAAUAGCCGGUCUGUUCCGAUUGACUGAACCAAACGGCGGACAGAUUCUGAUCGAUGGCAUCGAUAUCCAGUCGAUUGGUUUACACGAUCUGAGACGUCAGAUAUCGAUUAUACCUCAGGAACCGGUUCUGUUUACGGGUUCGGUUCGCAAAAAUUUGGAUCUGUUUGAUGGACAGUCGGACGAAAAAUUAUGGUCAGCAUUAGAUGAGGUACAACUAUGUGAGGCAAUUAGUCAAUUGCCCGGUAUGUUGGACGCUAUGAUCAGCAAAGGUGGCAGUAAUUUUAGUGUCGGUCAACGCCAACUGGUAUGUCUGGCCAGAGCUAUAUUGCGUAACAAUAGGAUACUGGUGUUGGACGAGGCAACAGCUAAUGUUGACCAUCAAACCGAUGCACUGAUUCAGCGGACAAUACGCAAAAAGUUUUGCAACUGUACUGUCAUUACGAUUGCUCACCGAUUGAACACAAUUAUAGACUCGGAUAAAGUGCUGGUUUUAGACGCUGGAAAAGUGAUUGAAUACGGAAUCCCUUACAUACUGUUGAAGUCCGGCAACGGUCUGUUCAGACAACUGGUCAGUCAAACGGGCAAUCGUAUGGCCAGUCGGUUGCAUAAAAUGGCAAAACAUUACUAUUCAGAUAAAUUUAACGUACAAUUCAAUGAAUUAGAUUCGGAAAGUGAUUAA